AUGGAAAAACACAAUCUGACAGUGCUGAAUGAGUUCAUUCUCAUGGGAAUCACACAUCGUCCUGAGCUGCAGGCUCCCUUCUUCGGGCUCUUCCUCAUCAUCUACACAGUCUCAGUGGUGGGCAACCUGGGCGUGAUCAUCCUCACCAAGGUGGACCCCAGGCUCCAAACACCCAUGUACUUCUUCCUCAGACACCUGGCUUUCACUGAUCUUGGUUAUUCAACAGCUGUGGGACCCAAAAUGCUGGUAAGUUUAGUAACUAACCAAAACACAAUCCCCUAUAACUGGUGCGCUACACAGCUGGCUUUCUUCCUCUUGUUCAUCAUCAGUGAGCUUUUCAUUCUGUCGGCAAUGGCCUAUGACCGCUACGUGGCCAUCUGUAACCCUCUGUUCUACCCUGUCAUCAUGUCACUAAGGGUGUGUCACGUGCUGGUGGCCAUCUCCUACCUCUACAGCACAUUUGUGUCUCUUACAGUCACCAUGAAGAUUUUUAGUUCAUUCUUCUGUGGCUACAAUGUCAUCAGUCAUUUCUUCUGUGACAGUCUCCCCUUGUUAUCUUUGCUCUGCUCAAAUACACAUGAAAUUGAAUUGAUUAUUCUGAUCUCAGCAGGCUUUAAUUUGAUUUUCUCCCUUUUGAUAGUUCUUGUGUCUUACCUGCUGAUCCUGGUAGCCAUCAUCAGGAUGAACUCAGCUGAGGGGCGGCACAAGGCUUUUUCCACCUGUGGGGCCCACCUGACAAUGGCCAUAGUGUUCUAUGGGACUUUGAUAUUCAUAUAUGUGCAACCGGAGUCCAGUCAUUUCUUUGACACUGAUAAAGUGGCGUCCGUAUUUUACACCCUCAUUAUCCCCAUGCUGAAUGCCUUGAUCUAUAGCUUGAGGAACAAAGAUGUAAAAUAUGCAGUACAAACAAUGUGGAAAAAACUAUGCAAUCUUUUUUCUUAA
This is a messenger RNA of Ailuropoda melanoleuca (giant panda), 942 nucleotides long. Its product is annotated as olfactory receptor 8K3. NCBI's taxonomy places the organism in Eukaryota, Metazoa, Chordata, Mammalia, Carnivora, Ursidae. The record is from RefSeq and is a predicted model, not a curated record. Gene Ontology annotation, biological process: G protein-coupled receptor signaling pathway. Gene Ontology annotation, molecular function: G protein-coupled receptor activity; olfactory receptor activity. Gene Ontology annotation, cellular component: membrane. The transcript has a single exon. The coding region runs from base 1 to 942 and encodes 313 amino acids.